UCAUACAUAUAAUAGAUCCUUGGAUGAUUGAUUGUGUGCCAAAAGCAGAAAAAUCCGUCGAAUGUUGUUACCCUUUUGGUUACAUUAGCACAUAUAUUAGCUCAGAAUCACUCCUCAGCCAAAGCUCUUUAAGAGGAUUGACAAACACAGGGAUUUUAUGAAGAUUUCGCAGGGGAUAAGAUGAACCAGUGUUACAAAAUUUUGUGUGUUUUUGUGAAUAGUUAUGUAUGCCACAGCCAGUGCACUUUACAUUGACGAAAUGGGUUAUGCUAUGAGUAGACUAGAGAUAGAAUCCGGUCUCUCUGAAGAUGGAGAUGCCAUCCAAGAAGAUUCUAGUAGUGGAGAAACUAAAAGGCCAUUAAAAAAUUUAGACAAUGAAAUUGCUCAGAUAACAAAGUUGAAGUCAACACCCCAUCAACAAUUAGUCCAAGUUGGAACUGGAAGGCCAGAAUUGCCAGUUUCUCCUGUGAAGAUGCUGGCAGGUCGAGAGUCUAAUUACUCGGGACGGGGAAGGUUUUCUUCAGCCGAUCGUUGUCAUCUUUUGAGCAGAUAUUUGCCUGUAAAUGGUCCCUGGCUUAUUGACCAAAUGUCUAGUAGGGCUUAUGUCUCCCAGUUUUCAGCUGAUGGCUCUCUUUUUAUUGCUGGGUUCCAGGGAAGUCACAUAAGAAUAUACAACGUGGACAGAGGUUGGAAAGUUCAGAAGAACAUUCUAGCUAAAAAUUUGAGAUGGACAAUCACUGAUACAUCUCUUUCACCUGAUCAACGCUAUCUAGUUUAUGCCAGUAUGUCACCUAUUGUACACAUUGUAAAUGCCGGAUCUGCUGAAACGGAGUCCCUAGCAAAUGUUACAGAGAUACAUGAUGGUUUGGAUUUUUCAUCAAAUGAUGAUGGAGGAUACUCCUUUGGAAUUUUCUGUGUGAAAUUCUCAAAAGAUGGGAAAGAAUUAGUUGCAGGAAGUAGUGGUGAUUCUAUAUAUGUAUACGAUCUUGAAGCAAAUAAGCUCUCACUUCGAAUUUUAGCUCACACGUGUGAUGUGAACACUGUAUGUUUUGCUGAUGAAACUAGCCAUCUUAUUUACUCUGGGAGUGAUGAUAGUUUCUGCAAGGUCUGGGAUCGGCGUUGCUUGAUUGCUAAAGGCAAGCCAGCAGGGGUUUUAAUGGGACACCUUGAGGGCAUUACAUUUAUUGAUACUCGAGGAGAUGGACGCUAUUUCAUUUCAAAUGGUAAAGAUCAAACCAUUAAACUUUGGGACAUACGCAAAAUGUCAUCCAAUGUUACCAGCAAUCCUGGGUAUAGGAGUUACGAAUGGGAUUACAGGUGGAUGGAUUAUCCACCCCAAGCAAAAGACUUGACUCACCCUUGUGAUCAGUCAGUAGCUACUUAUAGAGGCCAUUCGGUCUUACGCACUCUCAUCCGCUGCUAUUUCUCCCCAGCGUUUAGCACGGGCCAGAAGUACAUCUAUACUGGAUCACACAACGCAUGUGUUUAUAUAUAUGAUUUGGUAAGUGGAGCUCAAGUCGCAACGCUGAAGCACCAUAAAUCACCUGUAAGAGAUUGUAGCUGGCACCCCUUCCACACUACACUUGUUAGCUCUUCUUGGGAUGGAGAUGUUGUGAAAUGGGAAUUUGCUGGGAGUGGUGAUACACCAGGCUCUUCAACUAAGAAGAGGGUAUGGACAAGACAUUUUUAUGAACAUUACCUAUGAUAUGUCAGUCAAAAAAUCAGUUAUGAAAAUGAUCUUGGGAGAUCCAUACCCUGUUGUUAAUGAAGUUGUAUAGGAUGUUUUGACAUAAUAAGGCAUGACAUGAACUGCCACAAAAUCUUGGUACAUAAAUAACCAUGUAAAUUGAGAUUGGAAUUGAUUCAUUAGUACGCUGUGCCUAUAAUAAAUUAUUUUAUAUUGUACCAAUUCGUCAU
Molecule: messenger RNA, 1917 nt
Organism: Glycine soja
Lineage: Eukaryota; Viridiplantae; Streptophyta; Magnoliopsida; Fabales; Fabaceae
Product: LEC14B protein-like
Exons: 10
Coding region: 224-1705 (493 amino acids)
Biological process (GO): proteasome-mediated ubiquitin-dependent protein catabolic process
Cellular component (GO): Cul4-RING E3 ubiquitin ligase complex
Molecular function (GO): protein binding
Source: RefSeq, a predicted model, not a curated record